Molecule: messenger RNA, 681 nt
Organism: Symbiodinium natans
Lineage: Eukaryota; Dinophyceae; Suessiales; Symbiodiniaceae
Source: the annotation of a GenBank genome assembly
AUGGCGUGGGACAACAAUGAGUUGCACGAGAAGUUUGAGCCUGUGCUACGGCGCUUGGAGGAUGGCUGCAGCGUCGCAGUUCUCACCAUGCGGGGCUCUUGCUGCCCUGUGACCAAGGCGCACUGCGACAUGUUCGUGCGCGCCCGAAGUGCUCUUCUGGGUGGCGGGGACCUAUGUCCGCCGAAUACGCCGCCUUUCUCUGAGUGCUUGGGGCUCCUGGCCCUGAACCCAGACAGGUCCAUCCAGCGCAAAUUUCAGAGGCGGAAAGAAGAUGUCAAGCCGAUACGCUGGGUGGACCGCGCUCGACUCAUACGGCUUGCGACGGCCAAGGUCCCCUGGAUGGCCCUCAACAACUUGGAGGCAGCAGAAGCCUUGCGAGAGCUGCAGCAGGAUGGUCGAUGGCAGCACCUCACCUUCGUGCACUUCCACUUAAACGGGGCAGACGACGUUGCCAGGUAUGAGAAGUGGAGGUAUGCUUCCGAGACUCACCGGUACAUCACGAUCGGCAGGCCUGGCUACACCGAGGCGGUCAUCCGAGGCGCUCGAGAUUGGGGAGUGUGGGACAAGCCCCAUUUUUUUGCAGCUUGGGCCGGCUUGGUGUGUUGUUUUUCUGCCCUGGGUCUAGUGCAGGGUGUCAGACCGAAAGAGGCAAUACACACAUUUACUUCUUGCCCAGUCUGA